This is a messenger RNA of Paracoccidioides lutzii Pb01, 984 nucleotides long. RefSeq lists its product as hypothetical. Bases 1 to 984 code for a protein of 327 amino acids. Gene Ontology annotation, cellular component: ribosome. The record is from RefSeq and is a predicted model, not a curated record. Gene Ontology annotation, biological process: translation. The transcript is spliced from 2 exons. Gene Ontology annotation, molecular function: structural constituent of ribosome.
AUGCCACCCAGGAUUCUUACUCCCUUCCUUACUCCCUUCCAUUCCAGGGCAUUUAAUGUCUCUGUUCUACAAAACCCAUUCGCAGCAUUAUCCCUAGGCCCGUCUCCGGCCUCGUCGAGAAUAGCCCUUUUGAGUAGCAAAAGCCGUUCGAAGAAGAGAAAAAGACAGAAUCCUUAUGCAAUUGCUCAGGCUCGGCAGCGGAAAGCUGCGAACUUGUCACGACAAGCUGUCCUGAAAAAGGAACGUGCUGCAACAUAUGGGGACCCUGUGCUCGGCAAUCCCACUCCCUUUAUCAAAUCCCUGAUGCCAAAGCAACUUGAAAUCGUUGAUCCUAUGACCCAGCAAAAGGGCAACGAACCGCCCAAUACAAGUUCUACCCAAUCUAUAAUCCCCGACUUCAACCACUACCUCACGUCGGAGGAAUUCGAAGAUGCCCUUGCUCGAUCGAAACGUCUUACGGAACCCGUGGUCAACAGUGAGAGCGCCAUAUCUGAUCCACAAUCCAAGGAGGAAAAACUGCUGGAGCAUGAAGCGGCUCACCGUAACGCGCAACAAGCAAUCAGUCGCAUUAUACAACUCGACAAUGGCAGCAACAAAGAUCGCACCCGAGUAAACAUUCAACGGUGCAUACACACGUUUGGAAGACAUGUUACAGAAUCGAUGCUUGAACCCAAAACACCUGCGGCCAUCGAUCCCUCUGCAUCCAAGUAUCCCCCAAGGUCAACACGAGCUGGUCCGGACACAGGCUCCUCAGAGGUGCAGAUUGCCAUUCUGACCACGAAGAUCCUGGUGCUUGCUCAGCAGAUGGCGAAGUAUGGGCACAAAGAUAAACAUAACAAGCGAAAUCUGCGAUUACUUGUUCACAAGAGACAGAAACUGUUGAAAUAUUUAAGGAGAAAGGAACGUGGUGGUCCGCGGUGGCAGCACUUGAUCAAUACGCUUGGUUUGACCGAUGCGUCAUGGAAGGGAGAAAUUAGCCUGUGA